CAGCUAAGCUCAUUGCACCUUCCCUUGCCCCUUCCUGCACCCUUUCUCAUCUUUUCACUCGUUAUUUGCCCGCUAUAACUACUACCCAACCCAUCAUUCUCUACACACCCAUCUCUGAUCUCUCCUCCUACAAAGCUAAAUCGAAUUCAAUAGCAAAAUGGCUUCUUCAUAUGUGGUACUCUCUCUGCUCAUGCCUGUUCUUGUCGCCUCUUUGAUGGUUGCUUCUGCUAGCAACUUCUAUAAUGAUUUUGAUAUUACAUGGGGAGACGGCCGAGCUAAGAUACUCAAUAAUGGGGAACUUCUCACUCUCGGCCUUGAUAAAGCUUCUGGCUCUGGAUUUCAGUCCAGGAAUGAGUAUCUGUUUGGAAAGAUUGAUAUGCAGCUCAAGCUUGUCCCUGGCAACUCUGCUGGCACUGUUACCGCCUAUUAUUUAUCCUCAAAAGGGUCUACUUGGGAUGAGAUAGAUUUUGAAUUCUUGGGAAAUUUGAGUGGCGACCCUUACAUCCUCCACACUAAUGUGUUUAGCCAAGGCAAAGGCAACAGAGAGCAGCAAUUCUAUUUGUGGUUUGACCCAACUGCAGAUUUCCAUACGUAUUCCAUUCUAUGGAAUCCCCAGAGGAUCAUCUUCUCAGUGGAUGGCACCCCAAUAAGAGAGUUCAAGAACUUGGAAUCAAUUGGUGUUCCAUUUCCAAAGAAUCAGGCAAUGAGAAUUUACUCUAGUCUAUGGAAUGCUGAUGAUUGGGCUACAAGAGGGGGUCUAGUGAAGACAGAUUGGAGUCAAGCUCCAUUCACUGCUUACUACAGAAACUUCAAUGCAAAUGCUUGUGUUUUGUCAAAUGGGGUAUCUUCCUGUGGCACAAAUUCAUCACCAUCAACCUCCAGGACAAAUUCUUGGCUCUCAGAGGAGCUUGAUUCAACAAGUCAGGAGAGGCUGCAAUGGGUGAGGAAGAACUACAUGAUAUACAACUAUUGCACAGAUGCCAAAAGAUUUCCCCAAGGCUUUCCUCCAGAAUGCAACUUAUCCUAAGCCACAACACUGGGAUAUCAUCAAUUGUACUAAACAUGAUUCUUUUAUUCUUUUAUUGGAUUUUUCAUUUUUGCUUUCAUUUCAUAUAGUGGAAACCAAAAUAUUAUUUCUCCUUCCUCUGUUGGCUAUUCAGCUUUUCAGUUUAAAUCAGUAAGAAAAAAAAAAUCUAUUAAACAA
Molecule: messenger RNA, 1204 nt
Organism: Hevea brasiliensis (rubber tree)
Lineage: Eukaryota; Viridiplantae; Streptophyta; Magnoliopsida; Malpighiales; Euphorbiaceae
Product: probable xyloglucan endotransglucosylase/hydrolase protein 23
Exons: 3
Coding region: 158-1027 (289 amino acids)
Biological process (GO): xyloglucan metabolic process; cell wall biogenesis
Cellular component (GO): apoplast; cell wall
Molecular function (GO): xyloglucan:xyloglucosyl transferase activity; hydrolase activity, hydrolyzing O-glycosyl compounds
Source: RefSeq, a predicted model, not a curated record